Molecule: messenger RNA, 2283 nt
Organism: Porites evermanni
Lineage: Eukaryota; Metazoa; Cnidaria; Anthozoa; Scleractinia; Poritidae
Source: the annotation of a GenBank genome assembly
AUGGCUUCAAGAAAUUCAGACAUUCUGUAUAAAUACGAGUCCAUGAGAAUCAAAUGGAGUCGAUGUUUUGAGGAAAUCAGAAAUGAUCAUGUGGCUGACUCGAUCAAAACGUUUUUCCGCAAUUUUCAUAGAAAUCACAGAGGUUUUACCUUCGUGGUUGGGGAGCUGUAUGAUGGGACAACUCAUCUGUUUGUUAAGCAGUCUAAAUAUCGACAAAUCAAGAAUGAGAUAGAAGAACGAGUUGAUGAGACUUUGCCAGACGUCGCAGAGUUCAGGGAUGUUACAAUUAUAAAAAGAAGAAUAUCAUUUCAAGGUUUCCAGUCGUACCGAGAUUUUGGCAACAUCCUCAAAGAAAAAAACCUGGAAGUCGAAAGAAGGUUUGUAAACCGUUGUGUAAUUACAUCCGGAGUUAAACAAACUGAGUCGUUGGCAGCAGCCUGCAUGCAACUUCGUUUGGUGAUCUCUAGUUCAAGUCAUGCCAAAAGAGCCGUGGGAGAGAGGGCUUGCUGGCGAAGGCUUUGAUGACUUGGCUUGUUUUAUACGGCAUCACGCCUACCAGUCGCGACUUGUUUCAUUGUAAACAGAUUUAAAACGUUCUCUCUGAUAGCACUGUGGAACAGUGACUGUUCUUAAUAUCCUUACAAACUGAUGUAAAUUGAAAAUUUUUGGGUUGUGCACUGUUCCCUGUCGAAUAAACAAUGGAAGAAGAAUAUGUUACGGCAAGUUCCUAAAGGAUGAUUACGAAAAUAGAAAUCUACCAAUUAGUUACUGGGAUCCAUUACCUCAUUUUCUGUAUUUGAAUAAAAAUAUAAUACUAUAAAUUCAAUUUUUUUUAGUGGAACGGUUGCCUGAAGAUGUUAUUCAUUUUAUGCCAGGUGUUGUCGUCACUUAAAGGAUUUUUCGUUUACGCUCUGUUUAACCUUAUUCCAACGGUUCCGGUUGCUGUUAACGAGCUUCGAUUGGCAAAUCUUGAUUUAGAUUUUAAAAUCCGGAUUUCGGAUAGCUACUGUAGCUAAGGCUUGUCUGCUUCUAAACCGUUAUUUUCUGAUAAUUUUUAGAAGACAUGCAGACGCAAGAAAAAGUGUAAGAAAACUACGCAGGACUCUAAGAGCAGCAGAUCCAAAUGCCCUGAUUUUGGCAUUUGACCUGGAAGUUUACGAACAUGACCACAGUAUCAUCUUGGAGAUUGGCUACGCUAUGACAACAUUGAACAACCCGAAAAAGAUGCAAAAGUUCCACUACAUCAUUAAAGAAAAUCUAAGGUAUGUGAAGAUUUGGAACUGCUAAGAGGGAAAUUGAAGGCCGACUAAAGCCUCAUGAAAGCCUUGAGAAUUUUCAGGCCAAGGUUGAUAAUUACCAUAUUCCGUUGAUUUAAUUUACUAAAGAUUUCACACUUGUGUAUGCUAGGAAACGCACUUACCUCAGUGUAUUCAGGAUAUGAACGUUUACUUCGGCUGGAAAUAACGGACUGCAUCUCGGUCAGCAGUGACGAAAGGAGAUUAACUAAUAAGGGACUACUGCUUAUUGCGUCAUGGUACAGAACCGAACAAAGCGACGGCUUACAACUGAACGAUUGGGCCUUUCUUGAUUCUUUGGGAUUUUACCACCUUCUAACUACCAAUAACAACAACAAUAAUAAUAACACUAAGAUUAUCUUCUCCCCUAUGGGGCUUAUCAGGGAUAAUCAGGGAACAAAUAAUUUUAAAUCGAACCGGAUAAAAACAUGGUUGUAAGUCCCAACGGGUAGGAGGCGAACCAGUUGGCUAUUUUACAAGCUUGACCGGGGAUUUUAACCCGGGACAACCGAGAACAAAUCCAGCUAGCGGUCCAGCGCAUUAACCGCUCGGCCAAGCUGCCUCCUACCAAAAACAGAGCAAGUCAGUUGGUAUUUAUUUUUCAUAAUUUUACAGGUACGCAAACAAAGAUUUUGUGCCUGAUAACAGGGAUCACUUCAUAUUUGGCACCUCAAAGCGCAUGUCUCUUAGGAGAGCCGCUGCAAAAAUCCAGGAGCACAUUGCAGAGGCUGAUUUCUUAGUUACUCACUCUGGAGCACACGAUACAGAGUUCCUAGACAGCUGUGGGGUCUCCAUAUCAGGGAAGCUCAUGUUCGACACUCAGAUCCUUGCUACGGCGUUACUUCCAGACGGACCACCGCUCUACAGUCUGAAGAGGUUGCUGGAAGACUUGGAAAUUAAAUUUGAUGAAAAGAUUCUUCAUAAUGGCGGAAAUGAUGCUGUCUAUACUAUGAAGGUGUUCCUAACCUUGACGCAGCACGCACUUUGA